Messenger RNA from Hylaeus anthracinus, 3380 nucleotides. RefSeq lists its product as uncharacterized. NCBI's taxonomy places the organism in Eukaryota, Metazoa, Arthropoda, Insecta, Hymenoptera, Colletidae. The transcript is spliced from 8 exons. The coding region runs from base 1287 to 2603 and encodes 438 amino acids. Gene Ontology annotation, biological process: immune response. Gene Ontology annotation, cellular component: membrane. The record is from RefSeq and is a predicted model, not a curated record. Gene Ontology annotation, molecular function: tumor necrosis factor receptor binding; receptor ligand activity.
GCGCAAUACUUGAAACGGAAAUACAGUAACAGUAUUCAGACGGUACUCUCACAAUGUUGCAUUAACACGUUGACUGCUGGUCAAAUAUUUUUGAAAAUUUCUGGUAGGGUUAAAUGUUAUUUAGACUAUUGGAGAUUACUUAAUCAGAUUUUUCUAACAUCGUUUAAAUUCAUUUCCUUUGAUGCUUAACUUUCAGAAUGAAUUGUUUUAGUUGUUCAGUGAAAAGCAUCGUCAGCAAUAUGUGCGUGAGAUGUCGAUCAACGUAUUAAGGUUACGCGCGUUGCGAGCAAGAACUGUUCGUCAGAAUUGUACGUCCGCUCCUGCAGAAACGAGGGAAAUACUAUGGCGAGAGCGAAAGAGAGAAAGGCGAGCAUAGUUCCUUGCCAAGCGAAUGUUGGCAGCGCUCGAAGAGCGGCCAAACCGGUCGUGCGGAGUCGUCGAGACACUUAGAGACGCUUGGGCUGCGUGGUGCCCUGGGUAAACAAAAGAUGGUACGGAACGGCGUCGUGUAAUACAGUCGUGGCUGGAAGAGGGUGUCUCGACGGCGACGCUGCCAACAGUCGACGCCGACGAUCGAUUCGUGAAUCGAUUAUCAUCAUUGUUGCUCUUUUCCGGCCGUCUCCCUUGGGGAACCGAGCGAAAUGACACUCAGGACUCUGAGCUUUAUUUGCUUCGUUAUGAAAGACCACGAUAAAAAACGAUUUAAGAAAUACUACCGCGGAAUCUGUCUUCUUUAAUCCGACUUGAGUCCCGAUAAAAUUAUAAUGGACAGUUUGAAUCGCGACACAGAUUUCUUCUUUCUUCGUUCCUGUUAGUGACACAUCCAAGUAUGUGCACACGAGUGCAAUGCGAGUCAGCGAAGUUACACGGUAUGACGAAUUGGGUCGACUUUAUAUGCACUUUCCUAUUUACGGGUUCGUUUAGUCCGUCGUCAAGUCUUUCGAUUAGUGUAUCGCGUUUGUGAUCACGAACAUUAUUCCGUUAGAAUUUCGUUAGAAUCCGCUCCGAGCACGUGGCACUCUGCCAAUGGAAAAAUAACUCGUAGACUGCUUUAACAACCACCGAUAACUGUGAAAAUUUGUGCCUUUGAAAUCAGACAAUCCGUCGUUCUUAUCAACUUAUCGAUUGAAAGAACUUGCAACGAAAGUUCGAUUACUGGAAAAUUGAAGUAAAGUUGGAAAUUAUGGAAAUGUAAAUGAACUCCUUUCAAGAAAUCGGUGCCCGUUGAUGUGAUAUAAUUGUUAAACUAGUCUGUAACGAUCGAUCGAUAACGCCCGAUUGGCGCGAUGGCUACGAAAAUCAAAAUGGAACACGUUCGAAGCUACAUCGAUCCGCAGAUCGGCAAUCCUGCGAAAAGUACGGGGAAUUUCAUCGAAUGGAACGUUGAUAUGAACGUGACCAUCUCGAACGUGAAGAAAUCAAAGAUGUUCCAAAGAUCGCGCGGUAUUGUCCUUUUUCUCUUGGUGAUCGUUUUCGCUGUUAUCCUAUCUCACCUUAGAAAGGAAGUGCGCGCCCUACAAGUGCAGAUGCAAUCCGUGAACGUCAACCUAUUGAUACUGAUGUCCAAGUACGACAGGUUGAACAGAAGCUUCAAUCGAGCUUGGAGUCAACGGCCCGACAAGUUCCUCGAGCAGAGGAACAUGCACAACGUAAAACGGAUCUUGGACGGAGCUUCGACGGCCUCCAAAGUCAUUCAAGUAUUCGAUGAAAUUCGCAAUGCGUCGAAUGGAAAUUCCUAUACUUACAACUCGGUUGCUCCCUAUUUAAAUUCUACUAGAAACUCGGAGGACGAAUUCUCGUCGAAUAACAACAUUCGCGGAACGAACAAAGGGAACUAUAUAACAAUUCCAAAAACGUCGACGGAGUUGGAAAACAAUGACAAUUUCGGCAAUAAAGAUGAAACUAAUUUAAGGAUCGAAAGGGCAAUAUUGACGGUAGAAAAGCAAAAUUCGACAAACAGACACAGUGAUCUGAAUAGUGACGAUGUCACGGAUAAUAGUAAUAUUAAAGAUGAUUAUGAUGACGAUGAGUCUGAUAUAUGGAAAGAACCUCGUACUGGAAGGGCAAGAAGAGACGAGGGAAGAGGUAAAAAACGGGGAAAGAACAAAAGGCGGCCCAAACGCAGUCGCAGGCGAUUGGGACCUUUGGUGGCAACGUUUGUCGGAGCGAUUCCCGAGCAGCACAUCACAGAUACAGUUUACAUUGGUCCAUGGGUCAAAAGCGUCAAAAGUAAUACUCAGUAUAGUCUAAAUAAAUUCCAUUUGGUCGAAGACAAAAAAUCCAUAGAAGUUACAACAACCGGUUUAUACAUGAUUUCUGCUCAGAUUUUUUAUUUCGGCGAACCAACAAAUUAUUCCUACUGGAUACUAUUAAGUUCAGAAGGCAAAUCCACGACACAAAAACUCGUAAAAUGUUCUACAGCGUCUUCGACGUCGGCCACAGAAGUGUCAUGUUAUACAAGCGUCAUCACGCCCUUACAAAGAGGUGACAGAGUUCAUAUUCAACAACAGGAGAAAAAUAGAUUAAUCAAUAUGCGAGAAGGACAUAGUUACGUACAACUUGUACUUCUGUCUAAUAACACUCGUAGAAAACGUCUGCGGUGAAACAAUACGAUACAAAUGAAAAUUAAGGUUGAGUGUAAUUUACCGAGGAACGAUUAACGCUUAUGUUAAUUUAAUGGCGAUUCAAAUGUAGUUUAACACUUCGUAACCCAAACUAUUUUUGGCUUCUUGUUACAGAAGGUUAAGCUCCAUAAAAGUGAUACAUAAAAAAAAUCGUGUACAGUACUUGUUUACGUUACUUUUUGUGCAAAUAUUGUUUUUCGUUUUAAUUUUCAGGAGAAUUUGUUGUAAAAGUAAUUUCCGAAUACAAAGAUGCCAGCAUUUAUCUCUUUCGCGUAAGCAAAGCUUCGAUUUUAUGUACAAUUGUCUUAAGAUUUCAUAAUGGAUACAAACUGUACAAAGUAUAAUGUUAGAUUGUAAAUAAAUUAGAUUGGUGCUUAUUUUCGUAUUAUCGUAUUCGGGUUUUUAUAUACAGUCACUGAAAUUUGCACUUAACAUUAUACCUUUGUACAUUUAGCAUUUAACUUAAGACAAAUAACAAUUGACGAUGUGAUGUUACGUUUUAAGAAGAGUCAGUAAGAUUAAUUAACGCAGCAUAUUACUGCGUUAUUAUUUGAUACUAAGAUUAUAUACUAUUACGGAGAUGCCAUAUUGUUGAAAAAUUUUUUUUAAGAAGAUUGUGGAAGUAUACAGACUUCGAAUAGAAAAUAUAUUUUUCAGUUUUUUACAUUUUUUUUAUAUUGUUUACAACAUUUAUAUUCAAUGUUAAUGUCAAACACAAAAUAUAAAUAAACGAAACAGAAGAAAGUUCACAAAGUA